AUGGCUUCUCUCUAUAUCUUACCGGUGACAUUUUGCGCGACGGACAAUAAUUCUCAUUGAUUCUUCAUUUAUUUUUUACGUGAAAAGAAAAAUGCUAUCCCCCCUCGAAAGAUCUCCUGCCGUUUUUUAUCCGGGUCGUCAUUUAGUAUUCAAAUGAACCGCGAGUUUCAAUGAAUUGGCACACGGCUGCGCCGUGAUGUAUCGUUUGAUACCGCUCCCACAUUUUUCACUGCGCAAGUAUGACGUACCUCGUUUGACAUAUAAAGUGCGUCCGACGGGACGCGUCAGACGGGAAGUAACCCCGGUAUAGUGUGUCUAUCCUGUUUGUGUAAACUUAUCAUUUUGAGCGUCUUCCACUCACUGCUAUUAAACAAUAAAAAUGAAAAGUGGCAGCAAAUUGUUAAAAGUCCUCCUACAAGCUUCGGAAAAAGCAGCAAACAUUGCCAGAACUUGCCGUCAGAAAGAAGCCUUAUUUCAAUUAUUAGUACAAGAAAAAUCCGUAGAAGAAAAAAAUCCCCGUUUCUUCCAAGACUUCAAAACAUUAGCUGAUGUUCUUAUACAAGAAACUAUUAGACACGAUAUAGAAAUAGAGUUUCCAGAAUUGGCUAAGCUGGUGCAAGGCGAAGAAACCAAUGUAUUCAGCAAUACUUUGGGAGAAUCAAUUGUGGUUGAAAUUUGUCCAUCUAGUGAGGAAACAACAAAAUUGCUAACCAAAGUUAUGGGCAAUGAUGUUGUGGCGGCAGAGUUGCUUGCUGCUGAAGUUCAUAAGGACAUUCAGCUGUCAGACGUGCCAAUCACACUGGAGAUUCCUACUGAAUUUGACAUCAAUGAGGAUGAUCUUGGUAUUUGGAUAGAUCCCAUUGAUUCAACAGCAGAUUAUAUUAAUGCAACAGAGACGGUGGACGAAGAAACGGGCUUGUAUUUAAGCGGUUUACGUUGCGUUACUGUACUGAUCGGAGCGUAUAAGAAAAGUACGGGAGUACCAGUUUUGGGUGUGGCCAAUCAACCUUUCUGCACAAACAUGGAUUCACAAUGGUCAGGAAAAUGUUACUGGGGUUUCCUAGAGUGUGGCGUUGGUAAGACUUCCAUAAGCGAGGCUCGCAAUGUCGAUAGGAUCAUCCUACUUAGCCGCUUCGAAGACGCGGAUGUAAAAUCAAAAUUGUUAAGUAGCGGAUUCAGAUUGGUGGAGGCAACCGGAGCAGGUUACAAAAUACUGAGCGUUGCUCUUGGACAAGCUGCUGCUUACAUUUUAUCGAAGAAUUCCACUUAUAAGUGGGAUACAUGUGGACCACAAGCUCUCUUGUCAUCAGCAGGCGGAGGUAUUAUCGAGUUCAAAGAGUUCAUCAUACGUCCAAACUCGGAAAAUCUAAGUCUGAACUACUUACCGGUCGGCACGAAUUUCUCCAACAGCAGAGGCCUGAUUGCGUACAGAGAUCCUCAGAUCUUGGAAACUUUCAAGUGUAUUCUAUGUAAAACAGCUAAUUAAAAUAAAUGUUUAUGCUCGAGUUGCAUAAUGACAAAGCCUGAAAUUCUAAAGGUCUCUUUAUAGUAGCUGUACGAUCAAAUAUCUUUUUGAAUUUCAGUCGAUAGAUUUUACGUGGAAAAGUUCCAAAAUGACGUUCUUCCGAAAUUUCUUCGAGAAUAUCUUUUUUACUCGAAGAAAACACUCGGCGAGUUAAUUAACAUGAUAAUAUUUAUUGAUCAGGCAAAUAGAUUGUUAUAUAUCAUUUGCUAAUCGAUGUAGCUAACAUUUAAUUGUGACAUGUUAAAUGUGGCUCCAAAUAUAGAUUAUUCAAUGUA
Messenger RNA from Dinoponera quadriceps, 1800 nucleotides. RefSeq names its product inositol polyphosphate 1-phosphatase (gene Ipp). The coding region runs from base 380 to 1486 and encodes 368 amino acids. The record is from RefSeq and is a predicted model, not a curated record. The transcript is spliced from 5 exons. Lineage: Eukaryota; Metazoa; Arthropoda; Insecta; Hymenoptera; Formicidae. Gene Ontology annotation, molecular function: inositol-1,4-bisphosphate 1-phosphatase activity. Gene Ontology annotation, biological process: phosphatidylinositol phosphate biosynthetic process.